AUGGCCGGGGGAAGCGGAGAAAGAUCGUUGGAGGAAACACCGACUUGGGCUGUUGCCGUAGUCUGUUUUGUUCUGGUUGCUGUUUCAAUAGUCAUCGAGCAUAUUAUCCAUCUUAUUGGAAAGUGGUUGAAGAAGAAACAUAAAAGGGCUCUAUAUGAAUCACUUGAAAAGAUCAAAACUGAGUUGAUGCUGCUGGGAUUUAUAUCCUUGCUGCUAACAGUAGGACAAGAUACAAUUUCUAAUGCAUGUAUAUCGAAGAAAAUUGGAGACACGUGGCACCCAUGCAGUAAAAAAGAAGAGGCUGAUAGCUACAAAAAGACUCAUAAAAUUGAAGAUGAAUCUCGCCGGAAACUUCUGAUGUUUGGCGGCGCAGGUGGUAAUGGCAGCAUUAGACGGGUGCUGGCUGGUGGAGGAACAGACAAAUGUGCAGAGAAGGGAAAAGUCCCGUUUAUGUCAACGUACGCCAUACAUCAGCUACAUAUUUUCAUCUUUGUUUUGGCUGUUUCUCAUGUCCUCUAUUGUAUACUCACUUUGGCUUUGGGAAGACUCAAGAUGAGAAAAUGGAAAGCAUGGGAAAAGGAAACAAGAACCCUCGAGUACCAGUAUUCACACGACCCCGAGAGAUUCAGGUUCGCUAGAGAAACAUCAUUUGGAAGAAGGCAUAUGAGCUUCUGGAGCGAAACCCCAGUUCUACUUUGGAUUGUUAGCUUUUUCAGGCAAUUUUUUAGGUCUGUACCAAAAGUUGAUUAUUUGACCCUACGACACGGAUUUAUCAUGGCUCACUUAGCACCUCAAAGUCACAACAAAUUUGAUUUUCAGAAGUAUAUAAAAAGAUCGUUGGAAGAGGACUUCAAUGUAGUAGUCGGAAUUAGUCCUCCAAUCUGGUUCUUGGCUGUGGUCUUCUUGCUCUUCAAUACACAUGGCUGGUAUUCCUAUCUAUGGCUACCCUUUAUCCCAUUGAUUAUAAUCUUGCUGGUAGGGACCAAACUACAAGUGAUAAUAACUAAAAUGGGGCUGAGAUUUCAAGAGAGAGGAGAAGUUGUUAAAGGCGUGCCUGUGGUUCAACCCGGGGAUGAUCUCUUCUGGUUCAAUCGUCCACGACUCAUUCUAUUCCUUAUCAAUUUCGUCCUAUUUCAAAAUGCAUUUCAAUUGGCAUUCUUUGCCUGGACUUGGUUUGAAUUCGGAUUGAGGUCUUGUUUCCAUGAACGUGUGGAGGAUAUAGUCAUCAGAAUAUCAAUGGGGGUUCUCAUACAGAUUCUGUGCAGCUACGUAACACUCCCACUUUAUGCCCUUGUUACUCAGAUGGGAUCGACGAUGAAACCAACCAUAUUCAACGAAAGAGUGGCCACAGCCCUAAAAAACUGGCACCACACAGCCAAAGAACACAUCAAGCAAAGCAAGAAUUUAGGCAUGGCAACACCAAUGUCAAGCAGGCCGGCUACACCGUCUCGUGGAACCUCCCCUAUCCAUCUCCUGCACUACUACAAAGGCGAAAUAGACAGUCUCCGAACAUCUCCCAGAAGAUCGAACUUUAACAUGGAUCAAUGGGAAACCGAUGGUUCACCAUCGCCAUCUCCUGCGCGUUUCCAUCAAGGUGAAGGAUCCUCGACUUCCCUCCACCAGAUUGAGCUAGGUUAUAUUGAACACGAGGUUGAGCAGCACCACGAGACGAGCUUGUCUUGGCGGGCUCCCCUGUCACAGCCACCUGAGGAGCAGCACGAGAUUAGUAUUGGCAUGCCUAAUAAGGAUUUUUCAUUUGAUAAAAGGACAAGCACAUAA
Messenger RNA from Fraxinus pennsylvanica, 1779 nucleotides. Lineage: Eukaryota; Viridiplantae; Streptophyta; Magnoliopsida; Lamiales; Oleaceae. The record is from the annotation of a GenBank genome assembly.